This is a messenger RNA of Zophobas morio, 1212 nucleotides long. Its product is annotated as brefeldin A-inhibited guanine nucleotide-exchange protein 2-like. The record is from RefSeq and is a predicted model, not a curated record. The coding region runs from base 1 to 1161 and encodes 386 amino acids. Gene Ontology annotation, biological process: regulation of ARF protein signal transduction. Gene Ontology annotation, molecular function: guanyl-nucleotide exchange factor activity. Lineage: Eukaryota; Metazoa; Arthropoda; Insecta; Coleoptera; Tenebrionidae. The transcript is spliced from 11 exons.
AUGCACAGCUUCUUGACAAAGGCGAAGCCUAGAUAUUUGUUAAAGUUUUCACACCCUUGGCAAGCUUCAUAUUUCUCAGGGGUAAAUGACCGCGAGGAAAGUGUACGAGUUAAGGCCCUUGAGUGUCUGGUAGGGGCCUUUUCUUCCACCAAGGAUUGGCUGUAUCAAAUGGCCUCAAGAGAAGAAGCAAAUAUAAGAAAUAGUUCUUAUGAAAAAAGAGAAAGCGGACAUAACACUAGUGUCGACUAUGUGAAUGAAGAUCUUCCGGAGCUUUACACCAAAAAGAAAAUUCGCAAAGACAAUAUCGAACGGAUUAUAAAAGUUUUUAACCGGAAGCCUAAAUAUGGCGUUGAACUCGCCCUUCAAUCUAACUUAUUAGAGGCGACAGAGAAAAGUGUCGCGCAUUGGUUGCACACGGAAGCCAGGUUAAGCAAAAUAGCGAUUGGCGAAUACUUGGGCGAACAUGACGAGUUUUCUCUUAACGUCAUGCAUAAUUACAUCGAUCAACUAAAUUUUCAAAAUAUGGGAUUUGUGGAUGCUUUGCGGUUUUUAUUAAAGCAUUUUAGGCUGCCAGGCGAGGGACAAAAAAUCGAUCGCAUUGUUGAAAAAUUCGCCGGGAGGUUCGUCACGUGCAAUCCCAACCAUGAAUACUUUUCAAACGCUGACACAGCAUAUGUUAUGGCGUACUCGACCAUUAUGCUCACGACAGAUUUACACAGCCCGCGCAUUAAAAAUAAAAUGUCAAAAGAGAGUUUUAUAAAAAACAACGCUGGAAUUAACGAGGGAAAGGAUCUUCCUGCUCACUUUCUUUCUGAAAUUUUCGACAAUAUACAAGCAGAAGAGAUAAGAGUCAGUGAUAACAUGCCUGAACUUUUUUCUGGCGAUUACCAUGCACUUACUGAAAGGCAGAAAAAAGCCAUGUUUUUAAAGCAAAGCGCCUUUAUAGCCCUAAUAGCUGAGGAUUUGCUCUCUUCAACUAAAAUAACCACAGCUUUUGUUCCGGCAAACAGUUAUAGGUCUCGUUCUAUCAUACUUAGGCACACGCAGUAUAUAAGUCCUUCUCUCAUAGCCAUGUUAAAUGUAUGUUUGCUGUUGCGUUUGCUCCCUGUCUGGCCACGUUUAGUCUUCAUCUCGAACGAACUUUUAGUGAAAAGACUAUGAAAACUUGCUUGAGAGGUUUUCAGGACGCAAUUAUAAUUCUUCUUUCUCCGG